Messenger RNA from Telopea speciosissima, 2019 nucleotides. RefSeq names its product lysM domain receptor-like kinase 4. Bases 71 to 2005 code for a protein of 644 amino acids. The record is from RefSeq and is a predicted model, not a curated record. Gene Ontology annotation, molecular function: ATP binding; protein kinase activity. The transcript has a single exon. NCBI's taxonomy places the organism in Eukaryota, Viridiplantae, Streptophyta, Magnoliopsida, Proteales, Proteaceae. Gene Ontology annotation, biological process: protein phosphorylation.
GGGAUUUGGGAGUGGACGGAAAGUUCAAUUUAAGAAUUUUUUUUUUGAGUUCUGCCUUUCUAAAAUCCAAAUGGGUGUUCUUCAAUCUUUGAUCCUUCUCUGCAUUAUUUCCUUGAUUUCUUCCUCAUCUGUCACUCUUGCUCAGCAACCUUACGUGGGGUUGUUCACCUCUGAUUGCCAAAACACAAAUAGUUCAACUUCUGUUCUUGGUUACUUCUGCAAUGUCGUCAACCCAACUUGCCAGUCUUACCUAAUCUACAGAUCUCAACCCUCAUAUGAUACCGUUUCUUCCAUCGCUUAUCUCUUUGGCUCUGACCAGUCUCAGCUCGCCCAGAUUAAUUCAGUCUCUGAGAAUGAGAUCUUCGGAACAAACAAGGAGGUGAUCGUUCCCGUCAAUUGUUCCUGUUCCGGUCAGUUUUCUCAGGCAAACACUACUUACUCUGUUCAACUACAUGAUACUCCUUUCUUGAUCGCUAACGACACCUUACAAGGCCUUUCUACCUGUCAAGCUAUCCAGAAUCAAAACAUCAACCUUACGGCUACGAACCUCAAUGUUGGCCAAACGAUUACCAUACCCCUUCGGUGUGCUUGCCCCAGCAAAAAUCAAAGUGAUGCUGGCAUCAAAUAUCUACUCAGUUACACAAUCGGUCAGGAUGAUUCUCUUUCCGCUAUAAGUGGGCAGUUUCAAGCUAACUCCAUGGAUAUCCUUGCAGCUAAUGAGCUUUCUGAUCCUAAGAACAUUUACCCCACCACAACCCUCCUUGUUCCUUUACGGUAUCCACCAUCCAGUUCUCAAACCUCAAGCCCACCACCUCCGCCUUCUUCCACUCCUCCUCCUCCUUCUCCCUCUCCAUCACAGAGUACAUCUUCAAAUAAAAUAUGGCUCUAUGUUGUUAUUGCAGUUGCUGCGUCCGUUGGUACCAUGGUGAUUGUCUUUCUCAUAAUCUUCUCUCUUUGGUUUCGUAAACCUAAGAGGGGCGAAGCUGAUCCUAAACUCAUCUCGAAGAAGACGACCAAGGAUUAUUCAAUUCUCACCUCAGGCACGCUCAACAAGAGUUCAGAGGUAGAAUCCAGCGAGUUCCUUGCGGGUAUUGCUGACAUUGCUUCCAUUAAAGAGUAUAAAUUUGCAGAUUUGCAAUCUGCUACCGAGAAUUUCACCCCCAACUGUUGGAUCAAUGGAUCUGUCUACCGUGGAAAGAUUAAUGGGGACCUAGCUGCUAUUAAAAAGAUCAAUGGGGAUGUCUCCAAAGAAAUAAAUUUACUCUCCAAGAUCAACCAUGUCAAUAUUAUCAAGCUCUCGGGUGUUUGUUUUAAUGAGGGGAAUUGGUAUUUUGUUUAUGAGUAUGCCAUGAAUGGACCUCUGAGUAACUGGAUUCGUAGUAACAUGAGCAGGCCAAAGGUUUUAAGCUGGACAGAGAGAGUACAGAUUGCAUUGGAUGUGGCCAAGGGGCUUAAUUAUCUCCAUAGCUACACCAAUCCUCCCUAUGUCCACAAGGAUAUAAAGAGCAGUAAUAUUCUUCUGGACAGUGAUUUCAGGGCUAUGAUAGCCAAUUUUGGUUUAGCAAGGUCUACAGAAGAGCAAGAAGGUGGCUUCGCAUUGACAAAGCACAUUGUUGGGACAAAAGGUUACAUGGCACCUGAGUAUUUGGAGGAUGGUUUGAUCUCUCCAAAGCUGGAUGUUUAUGCAUUUGGGGUUGUAAUGCUGGAACUAAUCACUGGAAAAGAUGUUGUUUCAUCUCAAGCGGAAGAUUUGCUCUUACUUGAUGUGUUAAUAGCUAUACUCCAUGAGGAAAAUACAGAAGAAAAGCUAGGAGGAUUUAUAGAUCCUUCUCUACAAGCAAAAUAUCCUUUGGACCUGGCUCUGUCUCUGGCCAGACUAAUAGAGAGUUGCUUAAGUAAGAAUCCAGCAAGUCGACCAGGUAUGGAUAAGAUUGCGCAGUCCCUCUCAAUAAUCGUCGCUACUUCAGUAUCUUGGGAAUCACUUCUCUUGGGUACAGAGGUUUAACAGCAGUUCAUAGG